CUGCGGGGUGGGGGUGGCGCUGCGCGGGGCCCCGCGGCUUCCCUUCGGCCUGGCCGAGGCCGCCCGGCGGCAUCCGCGCUCUGCCACCAUGUUCAGGCGGAUUCUGCAGCGGACUCCAGGCAGAGGUGGGUCUCAGAGCUCAGAUUCGGAUUCAUCUGCCACACCUGGAAAUGCUGUGGAUGUGAACAAUGAAGGCUCCUCUGAGGGCUUCAUCUGUCCACUAUGUAUGAAAGUGUGUGUAACUCCCACUGAUCUGUCUGAACAUUACAAGAGUGAGCACACUGGGACAGAAGGAAGACAGGAGCUUCGUGACCUCCCAGAUAUUAGUGGCUUUAUUUGUCCUCUUUGUAUGAAGUCUCAUGGAUCAGCUGAGGAGCUGUUCAAACACUAUGAAGCAGUUCAUAAUUCUGGCAUUGAUUCAACUCAUGGAGGGGAAAGUCAUCUGUCACCGGAAAGAGAUGAAGUAUCACUGCUCCGACAAGAAGUCCAAGACUUGCAAGCUUCGCUGAAGGAGGAGAGGUGGUAUUCAGAAGAGCUGAAGAAAGAACUAGAGAAAUUGCAGGGGCAGCAGCAGCAAGAUUCUAAGUCUGAUGGAUUGACAACAGCUACAUCUACAGAAUCAUUAGAACGGCAACUAGAAGAGAUCCAAGUAGAAAAUUUUAACAUUAAGCAAAUGAAAGACUUAUUUGAGCAAAAAGCGGCACAACUGGCCACUGAAAUUGUGGAUCUUAAAUCAAAGUAUGAUGAAGAAAUCAGCCUUCGGGAAGGUGCAGAACAGAAAGUGACAAACCUGAGACAAGAACUGCAGAAAGAGAAAAGUACAGUGGAAGACUUAAAGACAGAGCUGCUACAAAGGCCUGGUGUGGAAGAUGUGGCUGUUCUGAAAAAGGAGCUGGUACAAGUUCAGACGCUGAUGGAUAGAAUGACUCUGGAACGUGAAAGAGAAUCUGAAAAACUGAAAGAUGAGUGCAAGCACUUGCAGGCAGAGCAGGCUAACUCUGAGGCUACCAUUAACCAGUUAAGAGCUGAACUUGCCAAAGGACCUCAAGAGGUGGCCGUGUAUGUUCAGGAGCUGCAAAAACUUCAAAGUUCAGUCAAAGAGCUAGAACAGAAAAACCAGAGUCUGACUGAGAAGCUGCUGAAGAAAGAACAGGACUACACCCAGCUAGAAGAAAAACACAAUGAAGUAUCUGUGAGUAAGAAGAACGUGCAGGCAAGUUUUCACCAGAAGGACCUUGACUGCCAACAGCUUCAGGCAAAGCUGUCUGCAUCUGAAGCCUCGGUACAGAGAUUACAGGCAGAGCUAGGUGAGAAGGGGGAAGCAAGCCAAAAACUUAAAGAAGAGUUGUCCGAAGUAGAGACAAAGUACCAGCAUCUCAAGGCAGAAUGUAAACAGCUCCAGCAGCAGAGGGAGGAAAAAGAGCAGCAUGGCCUGCAACUCCAAAGUGAGCUCAGUCAGUUGCACAGUAAACUUCUGGAAACAGAACGCCAGUUAGGGGAAGCGCAUGGGCGGCUCAAGGAGCAGAGGCAGCUGUCCAGUGAGAAACUGAUGGACAAAGAGCAGCAGGUGGCUGAUCUACAAUUAAAACUUUCUCGUGCUGAAGAGCAGCUAAAGGAAAAAGCAGCAAAUUCCACAGAAUUGCAACAUCAAUUAGAUAAGGCAAAACAACAGCACCAGGAACAGCAGACACUUCAGCAAAAUACAACAGCAAAACUACGAGAAGCCCAGAAUGAUCUGGAGCAAGUACUACGACAAAUUGGAGAUAAGGACCAAAAAAUUCAAAAUCUUGAGGCUUUGCUUCAAAAAAGCAAGGAAAACAUCUCUCUGCUAGAAAAGGAAAGAGAGGACUUAUAUGCAAAAAUUCAAGCUGGUGAAGGAGAAACUGCAGUUCUUAACCAGCUACAAGAGAAAAACCAUGCGUUGCAAAUACAGGUAACUCAGCUGACAGAGAAGCUGAAGAAUCAAUCGGAAAGUCAUAAACAAGCCCAAGAGAAUUUGCAUGAACAAGUGCAGGAACAAAAGGCACACCUAAGAGCUGCUCAAGAUCGUGUGCUUUCUCUGGAAACAAACAUCAGUGAACUAACCAGUCAGCUAAAUGAGAGUAGAGAGAAAGUGUCACAACUUGAUGUGCAGGUAAAAGCAAAGACCGAAUUGCUACUUUCAGCAGAAGCAUCAAAAGCUGCUCAAAGAGCGGAUCUCCAGAACCAUCUGGACACAGCUCAGCAUGCACUGCAAGAUAAGCAACAGGAGUUAAAUAAGGUCAGCGUUCAGUUGGAUCAGGUUACAGCUAAGCUGAAUGACAAGCAGGAAUACUGUACUCAGCUGGAAGCCAGUCUUAAAGAGUACAAAGAAAAAUGCCUUUAUUUAGAACAGAAAACUGAAGAGCUAGAGGGACAGCUUAAGAAACUUGAAGCUGACAUACUUGAUGCUAAAGCAAGUAAAGAACAAGCUCUUCAGGAGUUACAGCAACAGCGACAGCAAUCUACAGAAUUAGACCUCCGAACAGCAGAACUGAGUAAACAACUUGAAUCAGCAAGAGAAGCGAUGUCUAAUGCUAAAUUGGAUUUGCAGAAGCAAUCUGAGGCCCUUGACCAAGCAAACCAGCAAAUUUCAAAGCAGGAGGAAGAGAAGGCCAAUCUGAAACAAAACCUUGAGAAAUCAAAUCAAGAUACAAGUAAACAGCUUAAGGAGUUAGACUGUAAACUGCAAGCGGCUACAUCAGAGCUGCAACAAGUGAAAUUAGAGAAGGAUACUCUGUUAAAGGAUCUUACAGAUACCAAAGAUAAGCUCUCCAAAAGUUCUGAAUCCUUCAAAAAAAGAAAGGAGGAUUUAGAAAAAGAAAUUAAAAAAGGAAAAGUAGCUAUGGCAGAAAUGGAAAAAUCUUGCCAAGAAUUAAAACACCAGCUCCAGAUACAAACAGAGUCUGUAGCUAAAGAGAGGAAUGAAUUGAAAAACUCACUGGAAAAAAAGGAGGGGAUUUCUAAGCAGUUGUCAAUAGACCUUGAUUCAGCACGAGCACAACUACUGGAAAUCCAAGGUCUUCUGAAGGACAAAGAAAAAAGUGAGCAACAUCUCCAGGGAAAACUGAGAGAGUUAAAGGAAUCUUUUGAGCAGAAGAAAAAACAUAGUGAGACACUGCAAGCUGAAUUAAAAACUGCCCUUUUAGAAAAGGCAGAACUGGAGAAUAAACUACAACAGCAGUCUAUUUUGUCAGCACAGGAACUUAAAGCAGAGAAAGGCAAGCUAGCAGACUUACAGAAGGCCCACGAUAAACAUAAAGAAAACAUGGAGAAGCUGCAGCUGGAUCUUUAUGGGAAAGAGUCUGAGCUGCUGGCUACCAGGCAAGACCUUAAGUCCACAGAAGAAAAACUUGCUCUCGCUCAAGAAGAAUUAGUUUCCAGCAGAAAUCGAAUUGCUAGCAAUAAUCAGCAGAUUCAGGAACUGAAGAAAGCAAAGUCUACGCUAGAGCAGGAUGCAUCAAAGAAGGAGCAGCAGCUGGGUGAGAAGACCAAAAUGUUACAGGAUCUUCAGAAUGACAGGACUUUGAAAGAAAAAGAUUUGGCUAAUGAAAAAUGUAAAACAACAGAGCUCCAGGAAAUAAGGAGUAGACUUGAAAAAGAAAUUGCCAAGCUGGGUGAAGAGCUUAGAGCCUGCAAGCAAGAAUUUCAGAAGGAGGUGACAAAUCUCAAGGAUGCAAACCAGCUAUUGAUUCAACAGAAAUUAGAACUGCAGGGCAAAAUAGAUAGUAUGAAUUCAAGUCUGGAACAGGAGAGAAAAACCCAACAAGCUGUCAAAGAUGAGCUGAAAAAGAGAGAAGAGGAACUGAAGAAAGAAUGUGCUGAAAUUGAAGCCAAACUGCACACAGAGAAAAAAGAAAAAGAAGCAGAAAAACGGAAACAUGAGGAAAAGGAGACCAAGCUCACCAUGCAGGUCACAGCCCUGAAUGAAAACCUGGCUACUAUGAAGAAAGAGUGGCAAAGCAGUCAGAGGCGAGUGAGCGAGCUGGAGAAACAGACAGAUGAUUUACGUGGGGACAUUGCUGUCUUGGAAGCAACAGUGCAGAAUAAUCAGGAUGAGAGAAGAGCAUUGCUGGAGAGGUGUAUAAAAAGUGAGGGAGAAAUUGAAAAGCUUCAAGCCAAACUCGUAGAAAUGAAGAAAAAGCUGGACAACACAACUGCUGCAAUGCAGGAACUUGGCCGAGAAAACCAGUCAUUACAGAUCAAACACACCCAAGCUCUCAACAGAAAGUGGGCAGAAGACAAUGAGGUACAGAAUUGUAUGGCCUGUGGAAAAGGCUUUUCGGUGACAGUGAGAAGGCAUCACUGUAGACAGUGUGGAAAUAUCUUUUGUGCCGAGUGCUCAGCAAAGAAUGCCUUAACUCCUUCUUCUAAGAAGCCUGUCCGAGUGUGUGAUACUUGCUUUAAUGACUUGCAAGGCUAACUGGCGAUUGUGAGUGACAAAGAAAUGUUACACUAAAAUUUACUAUUUCUGUUGAUGCACUUCGUUCAGCACUCAGACUACUAUUCAGUUUGGACAACGAUUGUAACACUUGGCAAGAUUUAGCAUAUUUUAAAAUGUUUAUUGAUACCAAGCAAAACUAUUGUAUUUUUUGUGAGAUAUGGGCUCAGAUCAUCCAUAGCUUAUUGCCAUUUAUCAUGGAAAGAGCUUUUAUGUCUAGAUUAGAAAUACCCAGUUAUUUGUAAAUAAAGUUUAAACAGAGGAGUAACAAUGUAUUUUUUUAUCUUUUAUUUUUUUGUUCAAGAGAAACAACGUUUAUUGCGAUAUUGAAGUUUAUUCUUGUUUCUUCAAAGAAAAAGGAAGAUGCAAAAACUUGUGAGGAUUUUAUGUAUCAGAUGUUGCUGUAAAAGCAUAACUAAUUGUUGCAUUUGAUUGCAUAUCUGAUGUUCUUUAUAACCUCUUGUGAUUUUGUUUUCUUUCUAUCUCUCUGAUUCUUGCAUUUUUCUCUCUAAAGUUUGAACUCCAGAGUGAGCAUAAUGGCUGGAUUCAACUUCAGCUCAGUUUUAUUUGCCCACUUGUAGUAUCAGCACCCAAGUGCUCAUCCAAAUACUACACUUGUGUACUGGAACAUCUUUACAUAUGCUGUAUUAUGUAGUUGGUGUGUGAGUGUGUCUGUCUUGCUGAGAGAGAGUAUGUGUGAACAAAUGAUGAGGCAAAGUUUAUCUGGCAUUGUAGCAAUAUUACAUGGUACAUUACAAUAUUUCAUCCCAUUGAUUGAUUUCACUUUUACCUAUUUGGUUGACGAAUUUUGAUAUUCCAGAAACCACAGUUUUAAAAAGCAAACAAACAAUACUGGUAGUAGCCUGUAGCACACCUCUGCUCCUGCCCAUACCCUGAAAGCACUGAGAGAUCCCUGCAGUUCUAAGGGACACCCAGACCUUCCAAGCCAGGUAUCCCACUAAGAAAAAGUCUUUUUUGAGACUGCUACAGGUCACCUGACCUUUUAUUCUGUCCCUUCCCUCAGCUUUUGGUGGAAGAAGCUGAACUCCUGCUACACUUAACAAAUGUUACUAUUCCAUUACUCCAUCUGACCCCCAUUACUGGGGCUCUGAAGUGUGAUGUUAGUUAUGUGAUUUAGUCUGCUUGGAAUGGUGGUAUGAAUCUCCUGCUACUGGCUUCAUUAUAAGCCAAACAGCUCUAACUAAGAGGCCAAUAUACAUGUCUUUUGAUACUUAUUCGUAUUUUCUGCACUUGCAACAGAGGUUUCUUGUACAGUUCAUGUAGGCUCCAAACUUCUGUUUUGUUGUGAUUUUGUUUGCACCUCUUUGUUUUUGCCUGCCUGUUUCUAACUUUUCUUCCCUUUGUAUUUGGUAUUUCAAAAUCCUUAAGGUUAUUUCUUCCGAGCAGGGACUAUGCCUUCCAGUAUUUAGGGACUCUUUGUCUUAAAUACCCUAAUACCAAAUUUUGCCAGCUGUUCAGAGAAAAGGGUUGUGUUCUGAAUUCCUCUACUUCUUGCCCGAGGUAGAGAAUGAAAUUCUGUCACACUGAUGGAAGCUUAGCCAUCAUCAGGAAGAUUUGUUUGCUUUUAUCUAUUGACAGCUCUAUAUGUGAAUGAAGAAGAGUCUCCUUUAUGAAAAAUAUCUUGUCCUGAUUAACUCAAGUGAAGAAACUUCUUAAUCCCUCUACUCCAGAAGUAGUGGUCUAUAUGUUUCAUAUCCCUUCUUAACUGUCUAGUUCUACAUUUGCAGCUUCAAGGAGUUUUCUUAAAAUUAAAUCCUUAUUUCCCAAAAGCCAACUGAAUGAUAUAACUGGUUUUCCUCACUGUAAAAGGGUUUGGGAUACAACUGUGCAUUAUGCGAAAUACUUACAUGCUUUUUUGGUUUGCACUUGAGAAUUGCUUGCUCAAAAAAAAAAUAAUGCUGCAACAGUUCCAUAUGAACAGAGCCUCUGGACUCCCUGUUUCUCCUCAUCAGUGUAACUGUUUGGCAUAAGAAUUUUUUGAAUAGAAAAUAUAAACAGAAUCUCUGCCUCUGGGAAA
Neopelma chrysocephalum (saffron-crested tyrant-manakin) is the source of this 6497-nucleotide messenger RNA. RefSeq names its product early endosome antigen 1 (gene EEA1). Gene Ontology annotation, cellular component: early endosome. Gene Ontology annotation, molecular function: metal ion binding; 1-phosphatidylinositol binding. The record is from RefSeq and is a predicted model, not a curated record. Bases 89 to 4441 code for a protein of 1450 amino acids. Lineage: Eukaryota; Metazoa; Chordata; Aves; Passeriformes; Pipridae. Gene Ontology annotation, biological process: endocytosis. The transcript is spliced from 30 exons.